Molecule: messenger RNA, 666 nt
Organism: Castor canadensis (American beaver)
Lineage: Eukaryota; Metazoa; Chordata; Mammalia; Rodentia; Castoridae
Gene: Crybb3
Product: crystallin beta B3
Biological process (GO): visual perception; lens development in camera-type eye
Molecular function (GO): structural constituent of eye lens
Source: RefSeq, a predicted model, not a curated record
CGUUCCUGGAAGCAUGGCGGAGCAGCAGCACGGCAUGCAGGAGCAGGCCGCGGCUGGCAAGAGCCAUGGAGGCCUUGGGGGUGGCUACAAGGUGACCGUGUUCGAGCAGGAGAACUUCCAGGGCAGGCGCUGCGAGCUCUCGGCCGAGUGUCCCAACCUGACUGACACCCUGCUGGACAAGGUGGGCUCCGUCCAGGUGGAGUCCGGCCCGUGGCUGGCUUUUGAGCGCAGGGCCUUCCGCGGGGAGCAGUUCGUCCUGGAGAUGGGGGACUACCCUCGCUGGGACGCCUGGUCCAGCAGCCGCCGCAGUGACAGCCUCCUGUCCCUCCGGCCACUGUCCGUGGACGGCCCUGACCACAAGCUGCACCUGUUUGAGAACCCAGCCUUCAGCGGCCGUAAGAUGGAGAUAGUGGACGACGAUGUGCCCAGCCUGUGGGCCCACGGCUUCCAGGACCGGGUGGCCAGUGUCCGCGCCAUCAACGGGACGUGGGUUGGUUACGAGUUCCCCGGCUACCGCGGGCGGCAGUACGUGUUCGAGCCGGGCGAGUUCCGCCACUGGAACGACUGGGACGCCGGCCAGCCGCAGAUGCAGUCCGUGCGUCGCAUCCGUGACCAGAAGUGGCACAGACACGGCUGCUUCCUCAGCAGCUGAGCGCACCAGGGCCA